CCCGACUGCUCCGCUCCAGUGUUUGUUCUUUCUCCCUUCCUGCCCAGAGCUAGGGUGAGGGCUUCGUUCCUGACGGAUUGCGGUGCUGCAUGUAGUCCUCUUUGAGUAUGGGUUGUCCAGUUUGUCGUUGCCCUGGUGCCGCAUGCCUUCCACUUGUGCCAACUGAUGAAGUGUUGGAAGUGUUUGAGGUUGUUCUUGACCAGUAUUGUUUUAGGAGGACGUAUAUCCCAUGCAAUGUGAGGCUUUUCUUAGCCGAUUAUAUUGCAGAGCACCGGCAUAUUGCAACUACUUUCAAGCACAAGAGAACAGAGCCUGCUAUACUCACUUAUGAGAAUAGGUCCUAUGCUUCAGACUUUAAGCAUCGAGGCAACUACUCAAAGUUUUGUGGCAGUGCUUGGUUUGAGUUCAGCAAUGAUUAUGCCCUUCGUGCUGGAGAUCGGUUGGUCUUUACCCUGGACAACUCAUGCUUUGACCUAAAAGUAGAGACUUUCUGUGAUGGCGAAAGGAUUCUUCCUUUACCUUCUGUUGCUUUUGAAAACCUCAGUAAUGCAAGGUAUGAACUAGUUUGCUCUGCUGUAAUGCCCCGUGGACUGGAGUUCAACUACCACAACAAUCGCUUGCUUGUACGUUCACUAUUCCGGUCAUCAAGCUUUCUACGCUGCAGUCCAUUCGUCCAUGUAAUGACUGCCACAAAUACUAUGAAGUUCACCAUGAAAAUCCCAAAGUUUGUUGUGUCUAGCUUGAGGAGGUUUGUUGACAUACCAACUAGUGCUUGAAUCCAUCUGGAAGCUCACCUGGGACAUACACAUGUUAUCAUGCCAUCAUCUUUCCAGCUGUGCAAGCAAGAUGGGAGGAUGGUGAUUGAGAAGACCAGUUUCAGCGAGUUCAUCUCAGCCACUCAAUAUGAGAAAGACAAUGUUGUGCUAAUCACAUUUGACGAGUCAACUUAUGAUCGUUCAGUCUCAAUUGUGUUCCAGCGCCUUCUGUAGGUGGAAGCAAUGGCCAUGCAGUUUAGUCUGAGAAAGUAGUUGCUGUAGAGGGUUCUUUUACAUUCGCAGGAUGGAACUUAUCAUGGCUCAUGUGUUUGGAAUUAUUUUUCCUUUUGGGUUGAAUGUUGUUAAGACAUUAAGCUCCGCGUAGUUAAGUUGAAGACUGAAAAGGGACGAUUGUUAGUAUGUAGUUAAGUCGAGGACUGAAGGAAAGACUGGUUAUCAUUUAUGCUGUUUCUACUUUGUCUUUUAA
Molecule: messenger RNA, 1242 nt
Organism: Triticum aestivum (bread wheat)
Lineage: Eukaryota; Viridiplantae; Streptophyta; Magnoliopsida; Poales; Poaceae
Exons: 6
Coding region: 108-776 (222 amino acids)
Source: RefSeq, a predicted model, not a curated record